Messenger RNA from Daucus carota subsp. sativus, 1364 nucleotides. RefSeq names its product protein terminal ear1 homolog. The record is from RefSeq and is a predicted model, not a curated record. The coding region runs from base 144 to 947 and encodes 267 amino acids. Gene Ontology annotation, molecular function: nucleic acid binding. NCBI's taxonomy places the organism in Eukaryota, Viridiplantae, Streptophyta, Magnoliopsida, Apiales, Apiaceae. The transcript is spliced from 4 exons.
UCUGAUCAUCUGAUCCCAACCCAUUGUACUCCUCAACCACCAUGUACAUACAAUAUAUCUGUCUCUAUCUCCCUCACUUCUGAAUCCCACUUUUUCACAAGUACCCUGUCCAUCUUCUUGCACAACAAAACACAAACACAACCAUGUGCCGCAACCAAACCACCAUGGGAGUUAAGGUUUCUCCAUCUGCAUCUCCAAAACACGAUCUCAAUCCUUAUGCCAGGCCCUACAAUAAGGCCCCACGAGUCUACUUUGUGCAGCCAUUGCUCCCCCUUCGCUACUACUAUCCUCAUUUCCAGUACACUGUUUAUCACAAGAAUAAUAGCGAUCCACCAAAACAAAUGGCCAAGAGAUGUGAUCCCAACCGUCGCUCUCUGCCACUGAGACAACUCCCCAGGAAGGUUUGGAGGCCUAAGCUGAAAAAUAGGGUUGCUGAAAAUUUAUAUGCACCAGUUGAAUCUGCACCAGCUGCUCCUCUUUUGGUUCAUGGUGAUGAUGAUACUCAGAAGACAAGUGUUAUGAUGAGAAAUAUCCCUAAUCAGUACAGUAGGGACGAGCUUAUGAAAUUCGUUGACAAGUGCUGUGCCGAGCAUAAGCUGGAAUAUGAUUUUUUCUACUUGCCAAUAGAUUUCAGUCGACACCAAAACAAGGGGUAUGCGUUUAUCAAUUUCACAAAGCCAUCAUACGCCAAGAUGUUUGAGCAGGUGAUGACUGGUUACAUAUGGGGAUUUAACCAGUUGGGUGAUAAGAGUUUCACUUCGAAAAAAAUUUGCGAGAUCACCUGGGCUAAGAUACAGGGGAUGGAUGGGUUUGUCAAUCAUUUCAAGGGGAGCAAUUUCCCUUGCUACUGUGAAAACUAUCUGCCUGUGGUACUCAGUCCUCCAAGCAAUGGUGAUGCUUCUCUUUCAAAACUGACCACUAUUGGUUUUUAUUGGAAUGCUGCAUAAAAAUGUUGCUGGAACCAAACAACACAUAGCCUCCCCUUUGCUUCUUGGGCUGUGGUUGGUUUGGAAGGUUCUCAUUUUAAGCUUUAGAUAGCAGUCACUGGUAAGGUGAAACCUAGGGUCUAGUGAAGAUAUGCAAUCCUUUUGUGAAAGAUGGAGGGUAUUGAAAGAUGUGUAUAGAUUAGGACUAGUAAAUCAAGUAGUGUUGUUCUGUUGGUGCUUUGAGACCUGUGUUUUCAUUAUCUCCCCCUGGUUAUUGUGGUUCUCUGGUUGGGAGCUUGUAAACUGGGGUGAAUUGGAAACAUGGGUUCAUGAGCUUUGUGUGCUAACUUGUCUCUGGGGACAUUAGGUCCCUGCAAUAGUUCUGUAUGCUGUCUGUCUUGCUAAUAUUUUAAUUUUAGUUUGUAGUAUUAUGUACUA